CCUGUAAUCAGAGAAUCAGAGGUUAGCCCAUAAUUCUAUUUUAAGUUUGCACCAACUUUAACAAUACAUAUUUCAAUUAAUUAUGUAAAUAACUACACUAAAACAACGCAAAAGGCAAACGAAAUCAGCUGGCGAAUAUGUCGCAGAUAAUGAUGAUCAUUGCUGCGGCCCAUUUGGUGUUUUGUCCAUUCACCAAAGUGGAGGAGAGCUUCAACCUGCAGGCAAUACAUGACAUCAUCUACCAUCGAUUCAAUCUGAAUGAGUAUGAUCAUCAUGAAUUCCCUGGUGUGGUUCCAAGAACAUUCCUGGGACCUUUGUUUAUCUCAAUUGUUGUCUCACCAAUAUGCAUGGUGUUACAGUAUCUUGACUUGAGUAAAUUUUGGACACAAUACUUAGUAAGAGCUGCACUUGGAUGCUGUGUGAUAUAUGCUUUCAACAAGCUGUGUAAGAGUUUAGAGAAGAUUUUUGGCCCCAGAUGGGUGCAGUGGUUCAUUGCCAUUACUGUGACACAAAGCCACUUUAUGUUUUACCUUACUAGACCUUUGCCAAAUAUAUUUGCCUUGCCAUUAGUACUGAUAGCUUUAAGUGGAUGGCUUGAUAAUGACAAUAAGCGCUUUAUAAUCGCCUCCGGCGCAGCAAUCAUAGUGUUCCGCGCUGAACUGGUUCUCUUUUUGGGGCUGUUACUACUCUAUGACUUAGUUUACAAGAGAAUAACGUUCAAAGAAUUGCUGCGCAUUGGCGUGCCCGCAGGUAUCGGUGUAUUGUGCGGAUCGGUUGUGAUUGAUUCUAUUUUUUGGAAUAGACCACUUUGGCCGGAAGGCGAAGUCUUAUGGUAUAAUACCAUACUUAAUAGAAGUUCAGACUAUGGAGCUUCACCAUUUUUGUGGUACUUUUACUCGGCCAUACCACGAGCGAUGGCGACAUCAGUGUUCCUAUUACCUCUAGGGAUGAUACUUGACUCCAGGGUACGAAAAUUGUGCGUGCCUGCGUUACUAUUCGUACUUUUGUACUCGUUUUUACCACAUAAGGAACUGCGAUUUAUUAUCUACGUGUUCCCGUUUUUAAACGCGCCCGUCGCUGUAUUUUGCCAACGCAUCUGGGAUAAUCGAGAAAAGUCCAAAAUUUAUCACCUUUUGUCCCUGGGUGUUCUUGGUCACUUGGCUGUGAACGCGAUUUUCACAAUUUUUCUGCUGAGCAUCUCCAGUACGAAUUAUCCCGGCGGAGCGGCCAUUUCACAUCUGCAUCGUUUAGCCGCAAACGAAAACUACGUACACUUACAUAUUGAUAAUUUGGCUGCGCAGACUGGCGUCUCAAGGUUUACACAAAUCAACUCAGAAUGGCGAUAUGAUAAGACUGAGCAUCUGGAAGCUAGUGAUCCAGCUUUAUUUAAAUACACACACUUAAUAACUGAAGCCAAGAGCAAAUUUUCACCGAAUUUGAAGCCGUUUGCGAAUACACACGAUAUUAUUGAUACAAUUGAGUCAUUUCAUCAGAUCACCUUCAAUUACUUUUCUAUACCUCCUAUUAAGAUUAAAACAAAACCAGCAUUGUAUAUAUUACAGCGGAAAGAGGACUAUUUAGAUUAUUUAGAUGAAGAUUUAAAGCAGCAAGUGCUUCAACAACAAACUGAACCAAAGGCAAAAACAAUCACCAAAUCUCCAGAAGUUGAUGUAGAAGAAGAAGAAGAGGAAAUUGAUGACGAUGAUAAUAUUCAGGAAUCUAUUGAAGAACAACAAGCUCUUGUUGAAGAAGAAGACGAGGAAAGUCAGGAAAAAUAUGAACAUGAGACUUUUGAAAGUUUAGAAGGACUUGCAGUGAGUGCUGAAGAGGAAGUCUCUGCUUCACCACUGGUUGAAGAAGUGGAAGAAGUUAUUGUUCCACAGAGUCCUGAACUGGAUCUCGUAGAUUUGUUAGAUGAAACUCUGGAAGAUAUUGAAGAAGAUGUUUCAGAAGUUGAAGAUGAGGAAUCGCCGGAAAUUAUCAUUGAGAACGAACUUACUGAAGAAAUUGAAGUUGAUGAAGAACCCAGUGAAGAAAUUAAGGUAGAGCCAACUUUACCUAACAUUUCUGAUGAAAUUAAAGUGAAACCUUCUGGAAAGAACAAAAAAGUUAAGGAUGCACCUGAAAAUAUAAGUACAAAGUACAAAAAAGAAAAAUCUUUAGAGAAAUUUAUUCGGACAAAAGAAAUUCCAGUAGAAGAAUCGACAAAACGGCUCAGACAAAAAAGAACUGAAGAAAACCUGAAACAGGAAGAUAAAAUUGUGAGGAAAAGGAAAGAUAAAGUUGAUGUUGAUGAUUCAGAGGAGAUAAAAGUUGAGAAAAAGUCCCGUGCGGAAAAGGUUGAAAAUAAAUCCACUCUUGAUGAGCCGCCUAAAAAAUUACGUAAAAUUCGUAAGUUAGAAGACGAAGUGAAGGCAAAGCUUCAAACACAAACUCAAACCCAAGCUCAAGUACAAAAAGAAGAAAAACCAAAAGAAAAAGUAAGUGCCAAACAAUCCGUGCGGACGAUUGUCACCGGUCACAUACGAGAAAAGAUUCAAUCCCGCACACCAGUCAAAGACAAACUUAGAAACGUCUUGGACAAAUUCAAAAACAAGACAGUUGAGAAAGCUAAAAAGAAGACAACCAAAGGAACCAAGCAAUCCAUUAAAGCCAUUAUCGACCACGAACGCGAAAACGAACAGAAAGAAGAACUCAAACUAUUGCAGAAGCAAAUAUUUGAGAUCAUCGACAGUAAUCCUACAAUUCUAAAUAAAGAAUUCAUUAAAAAUAAGAUACACGAUGUUAUUGUAAAAGAAGUUCAAACAAUCGAGGAGGUUGAACCACCUGUUAUAGCACAAGAAAAACCAGAAAAAAGCAAGCAAGGAAAAACCACAUCUUCCAGAACUAGACAGGAUGUAAAACAAAAAAGUAUGGAAAGACAAAAGGUAAAAUCAUUGGAACAAGUUGAAGAAGACAAGUCUGAAUAUUCGACGGUAGAUUCCGAGGAGCAUAUUGUUAUCUUGGAUGAGGAUGAUUUCCCUGAAAAGUUAGAGGAUCAUCUUGGAGAGUUGAAUGUUGAUGAAGAGUUUCAUGAGUAUGAUACGGCAAACCAACAGAUGGACAAUAUCAUGGGUUUAAUUAGUGAUAUUAUCAAUAAAGUGGAGGAGACUUCCGCUGAUAUGGAAGAUUCUGAAGACGAGGAGAGUAUACAUUAAUUGUUAUUGAUGAUUGUUUGUUAUUUAUGAUUGUUUUAAUGCUAUUAAAGAUGAUGAAAGUACAA
Dalotia coriaria is the source of this 3262-nucleotide messenger RNA. RefSeq names its product Alg12 alpha-1,6-mannosyltransferase (gene Alg12). Lineage: Eukaryota; Metazoa; Arthropoda; Insecta; Coleoptera; Staphylinidae. The record is from RefSeq and is a predicted model, not a curated record. Gene Ontology annotation, cellular component: endoplasmic reticulum membrane. Gene Ontology annotation, biological process: protein N-linked glycosylation. Gene Ontology annotation, molecular function: alpha-1,6-mannosyltransferase activity.